AUGGAUAUAAAACCCACUGAUAGUUGGAUUAUGAAAGCGAUCUUAAACCAGAGAAGUGAGGUCCAGAGGCUGAAUGGCUGGGAGAAUAUCAUGGGCUGGCACAACUUCAACAUGAGCAAAGUGUAUAGAAAAUUGCAGGAUUAUGGUGUAAAAGUGGACUGGAAAAAUCUGGUAUAUGGUAAUAACGCAAGGCCUCGAGCUUGCUUUAUGUUAUGGCUCACCUGUCAUGAAAAAUUAGCAACAAAAGACAGAUUACACAAGUUUGGCAUGAUUGAUAAUAGGGACUGUUGUUUUUGCGCAGAAGAGGAAUCGAUCAAUCAUCUUUUCUUCGAAUGCAACACUAUGAAAAGAAUUUGGAUGAAUGUUUUGAAUUGGCUACAGGUUAGGCGCACCCCCCACAACUGGCACAUUGAGCGUCAAUGGUUAACUCAACAAGCGAAGGGCAAGGGACCCCGAGCUCAAAUGAUUAAAAUGGCAGCAGCGGAAACGAUCUAUGAGCUAUGGAUGAUGAGAAAUAAUAAAAGUUUUGGUAAUGAUGUGGAUACCACUAGUAUAGUAAAAAACAUUAUAGAUACCGUAAUCUAUAGAGGGUGGGAAAAUAAGAAGAUUAGGAGAUACUUAGCUAUCCUGAUGAUAGGAGAGUGA
This is a messenger RNA of Vicia villosa (hairy vetch), 645 nucleotides long. RefSeq lists its product as uncharacterized. The transcript has a single exon. NCBI's taxonomy places the organism in Eukaryota, Viridiplantae, Streptophyta, Magnoliopsida, Fabales, Fabaceae. Bases 1 to 645 code for a protein of 214 amino acids. The record is from RefSeq and is a predicted model, not a curated record.